This is a messenger RNA of Aethina tumida (small hive beetle), 3286 nucleotides long. RefSeq lists its product as uncharacterized. Lineage: Eukaryota; Metazoa; Arthropoda; Insecta; Coleoptera; Nitidulidae. The transcript has 2 exons. Bases 372 to 2918 code for a protein of 848 amino acids. The record is from RefSeq and is a predicted model, not a curated record.
GUUGCACCACUUAUCAAUUAAUGUCAAUAAAUUUUCAUUAUAGUACAUGUUCUAAGUUACCAGUCCAUGAUGGAUAAGAAAAAAAAACAAUGGUAAAUUGCAUUAUGUGCAUUUCUGGAAUACCUCUCCCUGAUAAAAUACCAUAGAGAAAGCUUCAGCCGGUAGUAUGACAGAUAAGUCACCGGUACAGUUUACCCCCUCCAAACAAUGUGAAAGGAUCUGAAGAUACGACUUCUGAACGAAGCACAUGUCCACAAUCAAACGAGACAUUAGCACGCACUGUUCCUUUGUAAACAACUGUUUUAUGAAGUGUCAUCGCGAAAUCGGACGUUUAAUGGUAUUUGAUUUGACAACGAAGUGAAAACGAGACGAUGAAGUUUUUGGUGCUUGGUGCAUUCGCAGUCCUUUUUUGUUCUAUUUGUGCCCAGGAUAAUUCCGAGUCUGAGGACACUACGGACACUCAAAGGGAAAUAAGAGAAUUUAAUCCUGAUAGUUGGCGAGUCGUGCAGAACUACCCAUCCGAAGGUACAUCCGGAUGGAUUCCACACGACUCACAGGAACUGCCGGAACAGUAUCCAAAACGAAGACGCCUACGUAAAAGGAAACGAAGGCCACCAAUGGUCAGUUUAACCGAAUCUUCAUCCGAGGAUUAUCCAAGUGACAGAAUUAUAGUACGCAAAAGACUUCGACCAAUGAGAUUGGAACCGUUGCGCGAACCAUGGGAGGAACUUGAUGAUGAAAUCGUCAGGAGGCCUUACGUACGUAGAAGAGUUGCUCCGACAUACGAGUCGCCUGAUGAUUCAUCCGAUGAGGGAUACGAAAAAGUCAAUAUUAAUCCUAUUGGGGCCACACUGCAGUUCCAGGAGGAGGAAGAUACUACCAGAAAGUACGAAAACGAAGUGAUAUCCAACGGUGAUGUAAAUCAAGAAGAAAAUGUGGUGUAUGGUAAAUCUCAAAAUAUAUCACCAAAUCCACCAGAAGAUACUGUAAGAGAAGACGCUAAUACUCGGCCAACUCCAGAUUUGAAGACUUUACUUAAACAAAACAGUGGAACGUUAAGUUUAAGUGAAAUAUUACAACAGAAAAACUUAUCACUAUCAGAACUGUUAACAGGGAAUGAAAAAGCAAUUUCAGUUUUAACAGAAAAACCAGAAAGUUUGCUUGAACAAGAUAGACAAACAGACAUAAAAUAUCGAAGACUACCACCCUCUAUAGGUCUUAAAAAAUCGACAAGCAGAGUAUUUGUACAACAAGAAGAAUCUACAGAAAGUCUUCUCUCCAGUAAAGAAACUUUAGAAGCUCAACGGAAACGUUUAGCUUUAUUAAACGGAUUUAAGGAGAAUAGAGUGUAUUCAGAUGUGCAUAAAUUUGAUGUAAUCACUGAACCCACCACAGAAAAAAGAAUUUUUGUGCCUUCACAUCCAAAGUAUUAUACUUCUCUCGAUUACCGCCCAGAUAUGAAAAGUAUAGACCCGGUAACUGAACCGUAUACUACUGAAUACGUAACAACUACCUCCACUCCAUUUUUACCCACUAUGAUCACUCAUCCCAGCACAACAACUCAAAAGUUAAUCAGUAGAUCCACGCUUAAACCCAAAUCAAAGUUUGGAUUGCCAAUGACUAAUUCAAAGAUAAUUAAAAUGACAACAAAAGUUAUUAAAGAGGAAGAAAAUUACCCGAAAAUUAGUUUUACACCAAAAGAAAUUAAUGUAAAUACAGUGAAAGGGAUCUUUGGUAAUGAUGAAGAUGAAACCGAAACAAUUAAGGUAACCAAACCAAUAGAAAACACUGAUGGACCUUUCAGAAUGAGUUUAGAUUUGUCAGUUCCUAUCAAUGAUGGAGAAAUAGGGACGACAGAAACUGAAAAACCAAUAGUUACUAGUCCACAACCAGAAAAAUUGAAACAUGUCACGGCUAAAGAGGAAAUCAUGGAAAUUUUGCAGGAUCCUUUAACCAGGGAUAAACUGUCCAGGAUUCUUGAAAUCAGGAAUAUGACAAUUGAAGAGCUUGUCGCCCAAAGAGAACGUGGUUCUAGUCAAUUACAUUUAGCUGAUAUAUUCCAUAAUAAAACGCGAGAACCUGAACCUUUAGAAAACGUAUUUUUUGGACAAAUAAAUACGAACAUGGACGACAUUACAGGCUCUGAGCGAAAGCAGAAAAGCAUGAAUAGUUUUGACAAACCUCCAAUCCAUAAUAAUCCAUUUGAGGAUACGCAUAUUACAACGAACAGUAGAGACAAUUUUAAUACGCAACAACAUAAAAAGCCACAAGAAUCUUAUACGGUUACAAGUUUCCCAACGUAUAAGAUAGAACUGAAUAAAAGUAUUAAAGAUUCCUUUCAGUGGCCAGAAUUGUACCCUAGUCUCUUCCCAAAAAUUUACGAAAAUAAUAAUAAAAACCCGAGACCUGAAGUAAAAGUUCCUUCAACCACUGAACAAUAUGAUAAUAAUGAUGGUGACAUACAAAGGUUAGAAGAAAUUGAGAAUAAAUUGUCUUCUUUGUCGAACAAUAGGUUUAAUGUUGAUGUGGAGCAACAAAAUAGAUUUGGAGUAGAAAUUGAUCAGAACAGAUAUAUUGAACAAGAACACGAGAUUGAAGAGCCUUAUUUUACUUUGCCGACAGGUGUUAAAUCAGCCAUUUUGGCAAGCAUUGCUAUUGUAGGUGCUUCCCUUUUCGUUUUCGUGACCAUUCUGGUAAUAUUCAAGUGGUCCCAGAAGCAUAAGCAGAGGUUAAAUUAUUGCAGUAGUUUAUCUUCAAAAUUUAGGUCUCCUAUUUUGGAUAACGAACCAAAGAGAACAAUAAAAACGUUUAUGAAUGAAACGUUAGGAAAAAAGAAAAAUAAUUAUUACAACUAUAACAAAUCACAUAUACAAAGUAUGUCUGAUGAAAUUUGGGACAAUGAUAGAAAACCGUAUUAGAAUUUAAAAUUAUCAUUUAUCAAUAAGACUUCUGUUAUUUAUUAUUAAUUUUAUAAUUAUUUAUGUGAUCUGUUAUGUGCAAUAUAUUUAGUUUAAAUUAUAAAGACUAACGAGUUAUUUUGAAAAUAUUGUUUUCAUUCGAUGAAUGAAAAAAUAAUGAAAAAUCUACUUUUAAUUAUUUUUAAUUUAGUCAUUUUGUGUAUUCGUUAGAUAUAAAAAGUAGGACUUAUCCACAUUAUAAGAUAUUAGAGUUAAUUAGUGCUGCAUCCAUUUGUUCCUUUAGUGCGACUUAUUUUCUCUGUUAUUUUUUGACUUGUUAUCGUUGUUAAAUUGUUUAUAAUUUUGUAAAAUAAAGAUAUUUCCGCAAA